AUGGCCACAGAGCCCCCACGGCCGGCGGGGCGCCCCGAGGGCGGGCGCGGGUGCUGCGUAGGCGGCGGGCGCGGCGAGACGGAGGAGGCCGAGGCCGCGGCCCAGCCAGUGCUCAGCGCCUCCCCGGACUCCGCGGCUGCGGGGGACGGCCGACGGCGGCCGCUGAACGGAUGCGUGCCGCUGUCGCACCAGGUGGCCGGGCACAUGUACGGCAAGGAUAAAGGCGGCAUACUGCAGCAUCCAGAUGGAACUGUCCUGAAGCAGUUGCAGCCGCCACCUCGUGGUCCCAGGGAGCAAGAGUUCUACAACAAGGUGUAUGACUCCGACUGUUGUGACAGCAUUCUUCUGGAACUGCGGGAAUAUCUGCCAAAAUACUUUGGUGUCUGGUCACCACCUACUGCACCAAAUGAUAUAUAUCUAAAACUGGAAGAUGUGACCCGUAAGUUUAAUAAGCCAUGCAUAAUGGAUGUAAAAAUAGGUAAGAAAAGUUAUGAUCCAUAUGCUUCAGCAGAGAAGAUACAGCAGCAGGUCAGCAAGUACCCCCUGAUGGAAGAGAUCGGCUUUUUGGUUCUUGGAAUGAGGGUGUACCACGUGUCUUCGGACAGCUAUGAGACGCAAAACCAGCACUAUGGAAGGAGCUUGACCAAGGAAACAGUAAAGGAUGGCAUCUCAAAGUUUUUCCACAGUGGGUACUGCUUGAGAAAAGAUGUGGUAGCUGCCAGCAUUCAGAAGGUUGAAAAAAUUUUGGAGUGGUUUGAGGGCCAGACACAACUCAACUUCUAUGCAAGCUCAUUGCUGUUUGUCUAUGAAGGUUCAUGUCAAGCGACAACUGUGCGGUUGAGUGAUGUCACCUUGUCAGAGAAGAGAAGGGUGCCCAAAGGCCUGUUAGCAGGUGGAGAUGUAUUGGAGUAUAAUAAUAAUAUUAAUGUAAUAAAUUCUACAGAGAAUGGAAAAAUUGAAGCCUCUGUAAGUAAAAGCUUGUCUGAAUUUUAUGCACUUCACAAAAAGGCAUGCUCGAAGAAGCACCACAGUCAGCUCUCUCUAAAAGUUGAAAACUCAGAGCAAGACCAUGUGUGGAAAACCAGCACAUGCAUUACACAGGAGCACCUAAAUGGAAAUGUUCUACCCCAACUGGAAAAAGUUUUCUAUCACAUGCCAGCAGAGACCAAGGAAAGUGCAAAUGUUGAAGUUCGAAUGAUUGAUUUUGCUCAUGUGUUUCCUAGCAACGCAAAGGAUGAGGGCUAUAUUUAUGGUCUGAAGAAUCUAAUCAGAGUACUGCAAAAUAUUUUGGAUAACUGAAUUCUUUGCUAUGUUUUUUAUUGGGGGCCAAUGAUAAAGAGCAACAACAUGAAGAAUUUCUGCACUUGCAGUGCUGUAUAACUGGGUUUGUAUUGUUCUAUAUUUUAUUUGUCUUUGUACUUUUGGUAGAAGGGUUUAACUUUUUUAUAAUUUCACUCAGGAAAAAUACUGAUAGUUAAUUAGGAAGUGUGAAAGGAUGAAGAUAUUUGAGAUAAAGCAGGAUGAGUAAAUUAAUAGAAUGAAAUUUAUGUGGUUGACUUAAGUCCAAGAACUACCAGAAGCAAGGGUUAUGUUAGUUCCUCUAAUAACUUUAGCAUAGAUUAUGUUUUUGCCCAUUUAACUUUGACACUGAGCCACAUCUCCAUUAAGAGGUGUUUAGAAAAUAGACUGAAAGUCGUAAGGUGCAGGAUUGAUGUCUGCAGUACUGCCCUUGUGUUUACUGUAUUUGAAUAACUGGAGUAACUCUGCAUGGAGAGAAAUCCUGUUCUGAAGCAGCAGUCUCACCUGAAGCCAAUGCAUCCCAAAGUGCUUUUCCAUGUCAUGGGACAAUAUUGUUCUUUCAGUCCUUCCCCCUUUGUGGAUGUCUGUAGCCGAUGUUCACCACAGAUGAGCUAUCAUGUAAUUUGUGUUGAGGUGCUAAGAAAAUGCUGGAGUACAAUAGCAUAAUAGGCUUGAACUGCACAACUUCUAGAGAAACUGUUUGUUCUUAAGUACAAGUGAAAGAAGGCAAAUGCAAGAUGUUCAGGAGCUAAUUUGGUUUAGGAGAUUGUCAGUCUGUUAAUGGAGUGUCUGAUGCUGUGAUUAAGGAAAGUGUCUCACUCUGUUCUCAUGGCCCUGCUCUAACAACAUUGCUUUAAAAAGCAAACUAAUAGAAUGGGGAAACAAGUGUUUUGGGUGAGUGUACAGAGCUCUUCUGGAUGUAAUCAACUUUUAUUUUUGCAGUGAGUGUUUGAUGCUUCCACUGCUGGGGAGCACUGACUGGAACCACAAGCAAUACAGGUGGAAGAGCCUCCUGUGAGAUCAUUUAGCCUUGGAGCCACUAGGUGUGCCACCGCUUGUGCCAGUGGAGCUGUGGCUCUCCCGUCCUGGGGCUGCAGACACUGCAGGUUUCUUUAGUGACAUACAGGCAAGCUGUGUUAUUUGAAAGCUGUCCUAUUUCCUUCCUUUUCACAAGAAAAAUUCAACUUCUGUGUUGAAGACUUGAGAUCAGUAUGAUGUGUCCAAAGCAAUUUUGGUGUAUCUCUUCUGUAUGCUGUGUAUGUAGCUGUGCUGCCAUGCAUAUUACAGUGAGCUGUAUGAAAAGUGGGAAUGGAGGAGUCUUGCCAUCCCUAGAGUAAGAUUUUAAUGCUUAAAGCAUUUCCAGGAUGAAAAUGUUUUAGAAUGGAUUUGGUCAUUGGAAACAUACAUCUUUUUCAUGUGGACUUAGUGACCCUAUGGCCUUGCUGCUCUCUCUGUAUGAUGUUCUUCACUAUGCACUCAGCUGUGUACAGCUUGACAAGUUCAUUGGACAUCUGUUUUCUACAUGACAAAAAGAUUCAUAUUUUUCAAGCAAAUACGCUUGAAAUAAUAGUUUUUUUAAUAAAGCUGAAUUUUUAGCUCUAUUUGAGAGCUUGGUUUAAUUGGGAGAAACAGGGUAUUACUGUGUAUAGAAUUACAUGGUUUAAACUUUAGAGCUCCAAUUGGCCAAUACAUUCAAGACUGAAACCAACCUUUUAGUAACAUGAUAUUUCAGAAGUAUGGGAAAAGGGGCUUGCAGGAAGGGUGAAAAUUCCAGUGUGUUGAAAAUUUUAUGGGAAAUACAGUGAAAUCUGACAGGGGAAGUACCAGGAAGAGAGGGACUUUUUUCCUACCUGGUAUUUCUCUUGCACCUUAUAGUUAAUAUAUUCCCAACUCUCUGUGAUUUGAUUAAUUUAAGCCAUAUUUUAGAAAGAGUUUGUGGUUUUGAUUGCUUUUUCACUGGUUUCUCUGUUAUAGUUUUGUUGUUCUAUCCCGUAAAUAGUCAAUGCUAGAGUAGUCCAGACUGGUAGUGGCCUUGUAUGAUAAAGUUACAAGGUUUUAUAAGAAAAUAUGGGCAAAACCAUUUAAACAUCAUCAUUUUUGUCCUCUAUAAUUCAUCUCUUCUGGAUUUUAAUCCAUUUUGUACCAGAGAAAUGAGGCAUUUUCCUCAAGUCAGUUAUUGGAAAAUGAUUAGUAUGCACUUAGUACCAUGCACUCACCUGUUUCUGCUUUAAGAUACAUGUCCUCAGUGUUUGAAUGCUCUUUAAGUAUUGAUUGUUUUGUUGGCUAUGGCAGUAUUUGUAACACGCCUGGAAUAUUGUCAACCUGUCAGAAUAUUUUGAAUAAAAAAAUUUUAUCAUGGUUUUUGUACCAGUAGUUAUUAUGAAUGUAUUUCUGAUAAUUUAAAAUGUAGCUUAAGAAAUAACAGUAUUUUUCAUUGGAAAUUGUGUAAAUAAAGCUUGCCGUGGAGAUGUUUGGAUAUAGUGCCAGCUGUGAGUUUGAGCCUGCAGAGGCCUUACAUUCACACUGUUCUUGCAGAUUUUAGACAUGAUGUGUCUUGUGUCUGAGCCAAUUGUUUUCAGUUACAGUUGGAAAUGUAUUUACAGAAAUCAUUAAGCAUUACAGAAAUCAAUAAAUGAAUCAUUAAAUGUAGAGUUACAUUUCUAUGUAAUUAGAAAAUGAAGAGGGAGACAAUGGGUCACUGAACUGAUGGGUACUCUCAAUGAUUGAUCUCCCUCUCUCUCAGCAAUGCCCCUUUUGUUCUCUGGACAAAGAAUGCAGGAUAGGCAACCAUUACAUGGAAAUCUUUACUGGAAUGGUUAUAAGGCUUGUAGAUAUUUAUGUCCCAUAAAACAGUGGGUUGCUGCCCCAGCCUAGUGUGUAGCUGGGUGCUAGGCCUGUUGAGGAAACUGAUGAUUAUAUGCAAUAAGAGUUGGAUUUAGCAGAACCAACAGAACUCAUGCAGUAUUUUCACUCAGGGACUCUGAGAAUAUAGGCUUCUGAAGCCUUUCUGCCUAGGUGAUGUGAGAACUGGGCUUAGGCUUACCUAAGGAGAACUUGAGAUGUAUAAAUUUUAUGAAAAACAUUUACAAAUGUAUUUUUGAAUAUGGGUGAAAUUUGUUGCAUAAAUUGCAUUGGAAGUUAUUAUGCCACUGAAAUAAUUAGAAUAAUUUAAUCAGUUUGUUUUAUGAACUGAACUGGAGACUUUACUUGUAGUUGUGAUUCUGAUGAAACUUGGACUGUUUCAUUUUUUUUCUACUGUAGUGCAUAACCAGAGCAUUCUUUUCCAUAAUUGCACAAUUUCAUGGAGAACUUUUAAAAGUACUGAGUAGAUUAGGAAAUCACUAAUUUCCAUUAAAUUGAUUAAAAGAGUGUGUAUGUUAUGAAAAUAUUUCAGUGCAUGUACUAUUGUAAGUAAUGUUAACAUGCCGUGAGUCUAGAACCUCAGUAAAACUUCUCACCUGCACUGAGCUCCUGAUCUGAGUCUGGAUUGUGCAGAGUUUAAAAUGGGCCUUCUCAGCUGUAACAGCAGCAGUGGUGAAGGAAUGGCUCCACCUGGCCAUAUCAGAUGUGCAAGAGUGUUUACAUUAUGAACCUAAAAUUAUUGGAGUGACUUGCUCACUUCAUGAUGCGAAGCACAAUCAAAUGUAGGAUGACACUGGAAGAGUGAAGACUCACAUCCACAGUUGCUGUUUAAAUUUAGGAUUAGUUGUUCAUUCUCCUAAUUUCUUUAGGGUUUUUUUUCCCUACAUGCAAUUUCCUCCUGAGUGGCCUUGCCACAGGUGACAUCAUGAUGGCAAUUUGUAUAUCCUAAAAAGCUUUUGCCCUGUAACUCCUCAUGAAGUGACACUAUUGAAAAACACCGUAAAAUGUGUCGAAUACUGUGGGAAUACGCUCUCCCCUGAACAAGCAGGAAUGGCUGCUGGUGGACAGCAUGAUUUGAUGGGAGACUGGAUCCAUAGGCUUUGUGCACGUUCUUUACUCAUGAGCUGAAGAGGACGUUCUGGAGGCAAGGUGAGUGACAGCUGAAUUUUGUGGAGUUUUGCUUCCCUCACUGCAGUUCAGGUGGAGGUUUGGGUUUAAGGAGGUAGUACAGCAGAGAGCAGUGAGAGUUCCUAAGGAGACCUGAGCAGGACACUGGGUCCAUGCUGUAUCACAGAGAAUGGCUACAAGUAAAAUACAAAGGCUGCAGAUCUUUGGGUGUCCCACAGACAAUAUAUAUAUUGUGCUUAUUCAUUGGGUUAAGACAGGAUGGUAUCUGGGAAGUGCAUUCAUCACCAUAGCCAUGGGUGAAAUAGUGUCUGUUUUUCAUGUACACAGCAAUCUGUAAACAGAAGCUGCAGUAGAAAAUAGUCAUCCAAAGGGAAAAUAUGUUCGAAAGGGAAAAAUAAGCAAACUAAGGGUUGUACCACAGAAAACAUAUUUCAAUAAAUAUCUUUAACUCUGGUCUUGUUUAGUGGAGAUGGGCCUUGUGGAUUUGGAGUUAAACCUGUUACACGACAUUCAGUAGUGAAGUCAGAACAAAGGUACUUCAAAACACUGUAGUUUGAAUUAUGUACAUUGGUUCAAGUAGUUAUUUCAUAGGUCACAUUUUAAAAAAGAAAGUAACUUCCAAAUGCAAUGUGUUGCAUGUGACUAAAUGAAGCUACAGUGCACAAAGACACUUUAAUCCUCUGGGAACUGUAUUGGAAUGUAGAUGAAACCAUGUGAAAUUGCACCUGAUGUGUUUUCAAUAAUUUUUGAGAUUUAAAGUUCUACAUUCAGUAUGGUUGAUGAAUGAAUGUCUCUAGUCUAGUCUCAGUUUCUUUGAUCUAAGUGUCUAAAAGUGCCCCUUAAUCUCCUCUGAUCUGUGUUUGUAAUUUCAUUUGCUAUUUUCUGACAUUCCUGGACCGUAGGGAGCAUUGUUAAUACUACCUAUGUUUAUUCUAUAGGACAUUGUGCUGUGCUACCUGCCAACUUUUGUAACAUAAUUAUUAGUAAUAUUUAGGGUCAUUCUAAUAGCUGUAUAUUUGGAAAAUUAUUAAAAUUUUCUGCAAGUGA
Messenger RNA from Pseudopodoces humilis (Tibetan ground-tit), 6336 nucleotides. RefSeq names its product inositol polyphosphate multikinase (gene IPMK). The record is from RefSeq and is a predicted model, not a curated record. Gene Ontology annotation, biological process: inositol phosphate biosynthetic process. Gene Ontology annotation, molecular function: inositol tetrakisphosphate kinase activity; inositol-1,4,5-trisphosphate 3-kinase activity. Gene Ontology annotation, cellular component: nucleus; cytoplasm. NCBI's taxonomy places the organism in Eukaryota, Metazoa, Chordata, Aves, Passeriformes, Paridae.